This is a messenger RNA of Colletotrichum graminicola M1.001, 1707 nucleotides long. RefSeq names its product glycosyl hydrolase family 47. The transcript is spliced from 2 exons. The coding region runs from base 1 to 1707 and encodes 568 amino acids. Gene Ontology annotation, molecular function: calcium ion binding; mannosyl-oligosaccharide 1,2-alpha-mannosidase activity. The record is from RefSeq and is a predicted model, not a curated record. Gene Ontology annotation, cellular component: Golgi membrane; endoplasmic reticulum. NCBI's taxonomy places the organism in Eukaryota, Fungi, Ascomycota, Sordariomycetes, Glomerellales, Glomerellaceae. Gene Ontology annotation, biological process: N-glycan processing; carbohydrate metabolic process.
AUGGCCAAUCGACGACAACGACGUGUCAUAAUCAUCGCCGUCUUCCUUUUGGGCAUCCUUGUCUUUCACAAUUUCCGCUCCAGCGUCUCACCGCCGCCUCGUCAACAUGCAGACAUCCGGCUCGUCAAGAGCAGCUUCGAUUGGGCCAACCACCAGCACAAGUAUCCGGUAGCUCCGUCCUCCAUGCACCGCCUGCCGACCGAGCGUCCGAAAGCCCUCCCACAAGUCCAAUUCGACUUCAGCACCAAGCGCAUUCACAAGAACGAUGCAACAUCCGAAUCGCGACGGCAGGCGGUCCGAGACGUCUUCGUCAAGAGCUGGAACAGCUACAAGGAGUACGCGUGGGGGUUUGACGAGCUGGCGCCCAUCACUGCCAAGGGCAAAAAUACAUUUGGCGGCUAUGCGGCCACUCUUGUCGACGCCCUCGACACGCUUUGGAUGAUGGAUUUGCGCGACGACUUUGAGGCCGCCUUGCCCGUCAUCGGGUCUAUGGACUGGGACAACACCAAAGAAACGGCAGUCAAUGUCUUCGAGACGACUAUCCGACAUCUCGGUGGCCUUCUGAGCGCCUACGACCUCAGCGGGGAGCCCGUGCUCCUCUCCAAGGCUAUCGAACUGGGCGAUAUGCUCUAUGCUUCUUUCGACACGCCAAAUCGGAUGCCGCCUUUUUGGCUCGACUUUGAGGCCGCGAAGGCGGGAAACCUCGUGGCGGGCACUGCCGACCCUUCGGCAUCGCCCUGCUCCCUGUCACUCGAGUUUACGAGGCUAUCGCAACUUACCGGGGACCCCAAGUACUUCGACGCCAUCGAGAGAAUCAAGCGGUUUCUGGAGAAGACGCAGCGCGAAAGCCAGCUGCCGGGCAUGUGGCCAGCUCUCAUCAACUUCAGGGACCAGUCCGUCACACAACACAACGAGUUCACGCUGGGCGCCCUGGCCGACUCCCUGUACGAGUAUUUACCCAAAAUGUUCGCCUUGCUUGGGGGGACCGAUCCGGCGUACGAGAGAAUGUAUCGCCAAGCCAUGCGUGUCGUCGAGGAGCAUCUGCUUUUCCGCCCCAUGCUCCCCGAUGGCGAGGAUAUCCUCUUUUCUGGGUCUGCAGUUGUUGAAGGUAACGUAAGACGCAACCCAGAGAGUCAGCACUUGGCGUGCUUUACGGGCGGCAUGUUCGGGCUCGGCGGCAAGCUGUUCGGAAUCAAAGAGCACAUGAGCAUAGCCGAGAGGCUGGCGCGCGGCUGUGGCUGGGCCUAUAGCUCCUUUCCCACAGGUGUCAUGCCUGAGAUCUUCGGUAUGGUCACUUGUGAGACGCUGGACGGUUGCGAGUGGGACGAGGAUCGUUGGAAGCGCGAAGGCGCCUCCGAUCUGAGGAAGGGCUUUUCAAAUGCUCGUGACCCGCGUUACAUUCUCCGACCAGAGGCCAUUGAGAGUAUCUUCCUGAUGUACAGGAUGACCGGCAACCCCGAAUACCAAGAGAUAGCCUGGACCAUGUUCCAGUCGGUCGUCAAGGCCACCGAAACACAGCAUGCGAACUCGGCCAUUGAAGACGUAACGGUUAAAGGAGAGACAAGGAAGCUGGAUUCAAUGGAGAGCUUCUGGCUGGCUGAGACACUGAAAUACUUUUAUUUGAUCUUUUCACCUCCCAGCCUCAUCAGCCUGGACGAGUAUGUACUGAACACGGAAGCACACCCACUUAGACGGCAACUCCCUUGA